UCGUCCGUCACAAAGCGACCGCUCUGAGAUAGUCUUGUUUCAGUGGUUCGGAAAGGUUUGCAACAUAACCCGGUAAAGACAAACUCAGAGAUCGUACUCCGCCUUUGUGUCUGUGGCGGAAAAAAAAUGAGCUAGUUAACAUAUGUUCCUACUGUCCAGGAGAGAGCUGGGACGAUAACAAUGGGCGAGCGUCGCUUAAAAAAAAGUUGCUAGUUCGUUAGCACAGGAUGACGCUAAUGUUAGCAAACACACCGCUGGACUAAUCUACAUAUUCCCGAUGAUUCCGCCACAAAAAGGCCUCUAAAUGUGUCCGAUCCCUGCCGGAAAAAGAUAACCCCAUUACCUUGGCCAUAGUCUAACCUUGGAUGCAGGUGAAUGGGCGAAAUGAGGAGUAGUAAAAGGGCUCCUCUGUCCUUUGAUGUUUCUGUUCAUCACCACUCGGAUAACAACUUUAAUACAGAUUUAGCAACUGCAUGGAAGGGUUUGCCUCAGUCCAAAGCUGCUUUGCGACGUAUAGAAAACCAUGUGGAGGCAGUUCCUGGGACAACGGCGGUGCUCUUGUCAGUCAUGGACCCACCCAAGAAGACGGUCCGGGGCAGAGAUGAGACAAUAGCGUCUGUAAAGUCUACAGAACAUUGUUGGUCAAAUUCCAACGACAGACGCUCACGUAGCCCGCUAAGGAAUGCCACGCAAGACAGCAAUGUCGACAAGCACAACAGCCUGGUGCUCAGGUCAACACUCCCUUUGUACAGCGAGACCGCCCCUCCAUCACAGCCUUUAUCCCAGCUGCAAGCUUACCAACUGCAGUCAGGGUCAGGGCCUUUGUCCCCAUCCUCACAGCCCCUCUCAGACCCUCCGCUGAGUAAGCCUGUGUACCAGCAAGACACUCGAGACAAGCAGACAGAGGGGCAUCAGGACGCCACACACUCUGAAGACAGUGCAGAAACCCACUACCUCAAUAACCCGCCCACUGUGGACACCAUGCAGACUUAUGCAGAUCCGUCAACAGAUCUUGCAACAGAGGACCUUACUCCGGGGACACAAAUCACCCAGAGAAUGGAUCAACAAGAAUGCAGUCCACCUCUUCCGCCACACACAUGUAGAUCGGAGGGCAAUCCUUCUACCAGUCCCGGCUCAGAUCCCCAGCGCUUGUUUUUCCUGAGGCGACAUCAACCUAAUGAUCAGCUGGAAAAGCUCAAAGAGCGAAUUCGAAAGCAGGUAAAACAUCAGGAGGCGGCUGCAGAAAAAGAUAAAGUCUUGGGCCGUGUUGACCAGCCCAUUAAAGCUGCCUGGAGUAAAAAUGGUGGCACCAAUAACAUGCCCACACCCAAAAUAAGGAAAGUAGCAGCUGCACCUCAAGUGUCUUCGUACAAAGGCUUCAGCAAAACCGAGCCAAGGUCCCAUACGCCACAUGGAAACGAUUUAAAAGAGGAGGAUAUUGACCGCUUAAACCGAGACAUAUGCACAGACCUGUCAAGACAGUUGGCUGCAGCAUGCAGGACACCACAUGCGAGGCAUCGUUCUUCGGCGAGAGAAGUUCCCAAACCAACCAGGAAGAUUCACAAAGCUGCUCCUGUCCAAAAUGCUAAAAUAGCUUCCCAUCAUCGCUCCCAUCCAGAUCAAUGCCUAAAAGCAAAACCCCACCCUCAUCCUAGAAAAAUAGACAGGACUUACAAAGCAUUUCAAGGUCAAUCCAAAAGCCAUGCCCCAUCCACUUCUAGCUCCAUGUCUGGUGGUCAACGCAAGUACCCAGCAGCUCAAGGCAGAAAGCUGUUGUCAUCGGACAUCGGGGCCAUACAUACUGACCCUGAGCUUGGAUGCAAAGCAGUCGAAGAGGAGCGGUCUCUUCAUUUAUCUGAGAGAAGUAAAGGUAGUCAAAAGGGGAAGGCAAGGUCAUUGUCUCAAACGAGGACUCCCCUCUCCUUCUGGGGAACUGAGGUGCCAGCAUUUCGCCCUUCAAGAAACUGCCGUAGUGCCAACCCUUCCCCACACCGACAAGAGUCCUCUUAUGCGGCUGAAAUGAAGGAGAAAAAGCGCCACUACGAUGCAGAUAAAAUUCGUCAGUACAUUCUCAAGCAGAAAGAGGACAGAAAGAGACGACAAGCAGACCAGAAGAAGUCAUUAAUAACGGAGACAGAAAAAAGAAACCAGAGGCUUCAGGAGCUUUACAGGAGGCAAAAGGAAAUGGCCAAGACAGUGGUCAAUCCCACUGAGGCUCCUGUAGUCCCUGUGCCAAAACGAUACAGAGACGAAACCUACAACCUGUCAACAGUGGAGGAAGUCACACAGAGUGCUGCUACCUCAAAUCAUGUGAGACUAAUGUAUCAGCCCUCUGGAGAGUCUGAUAAAGAGAACAAUAAAAUGGAACUGCUGCAAAGCCCUUCAAGUAGUGACAGGUCUUUGAAUGAUCAGCUAUCUCCUCCAUUAGAACGGAAUGAUUUGGAUGUUGGAGUUAGUCCUAGACUUAAUCAACAACUUCAGAGCCCAGUUUUUAAAUCCCUCUCUGAUUCCAGCAUUGGUGCACUACAAUGUACUAGCUACGACCCUCUUCUUUUUCGGCCUGUGAGGCUGGAGAACAUGAUGACGGCCGGUGACAUCAAGCCCACCCAUAGACUACACACAGCACCCCCGCCCACUAGUUAUCAGUCAAGGAGGUCCCGCAUUGAUGCCCUCAAGGCCACAGCCAUCUCCCUUUCUAAUCGUAUAGAGAGUGAGGCCCGGCAGAUUGCUCGGGUGGGGAUCAACUAUGGUGAGGCAACUUCAGUGGAUGUGGAUAUUUUGGCCCCAAGUUCCACUCCUGCUAAUCUUAAUGAGAGAGACUUGGCAGCUGCACACGGCACAUUACAAAAUACUGACUUCAAAUCAGUGAUUGAGAGGCUUUUAGUCAGCACAGAUCUUAGCUCAUACAAUGGCGCCUCCUAUCCAGGAGCUGAAAAAAUGCACACCUUGCCAGAACAACUACAGCAACUUUCUGCUGAUUUAACAGAGCACUCCCCUAGCAGUUACAAACUACAAAGAAUGAACCAAGGUAAUGAUUUUGAGAGACCAGACAACCUACCACUCAAUAAAGGACUUGGAGAACCGGAGGAGAAUAGGGUUGAUCUACAUGACUCAAGUGGAGGUUCCAUCAGUGAGGGCACCAUACUGAGCGAGGAAAGCAUAUGUAAGGAUGAAGCCAGCCCUCCUCAACCUUCCAACAAUUAUCUUGCAAGAUCACCGAAUUGCUUUAAUGACUUCGUUAGUCAAAGAAGGGAAAUGCAGAGCCUGACUAACUUCCAUGAGACGGCCAAGGGCUCAGCUCGCUCUGUGCCUUUUGCUCAACAAGAAUUUAGUCAAAUACCCUGGGAGGAGUUGAACAAAGGAGACCCUUUCAGUGUUAUAAAUAUUUACCUAAAGAACCUUCAAGGUAAAGUAAAUGAGAAGAAGUCCUCACCUGCUCGCUCUUUUCAUUCUGGAGAUUCCCACAGAGAAGCAGCAGUCUAUGAUGAUGACUUUGUGUCAUUUCAUGACAGUGUUGUUAGCCAACAGUCUCUGAAAAAUUCCAGUCCUCACAGUUUUGGACAUGAAAGUAAGAAAUCUCCGCCGUCAAGAGCAAAACAGCCUUCACCUCCCACCUUCCCAGAAUGUGGUUUGUCUCCAUCAGCAAUAUCUCUCAAGAAUAUACCACUAAGAAAUGGCAGAGUCGAUAACCGGGGUAAACUCCAGUAUUCUCCGAGCGCCCUGCAGCAGUGUAUAGCAGUAGAACUCAAGCACAAGGAGUCCAUAGAGGAGUCUUUAAGACAGCUUGGGGAAGUUGAGAGGCUGAUGGGUCUCCCUGUGGCUCAGCAGAUGGGAAUGCCUGUGGCUCAGCAGGAAAAAUCUCCUCCAUCAAGAGCAAGAAUUACUUCUUCAGGCUUUCCGGACUCUUCCGCAGCAGUAGAUUUUCGUAGUGACCCUCCAAGAACUGGCUUUGGCGACGGGGUCAGCAACAACAUGAAUGCAGGCAACGCAAAUCAAUUUGGCAGAGUUGAAAGCAGAGCAACAGGUAAUCUCCAAUAUUCUCCUGCUGUCUUGCAUCAGCAUUUGGCGGAAGAGCUCCAAUACCAAGAGACCAUGGAUGUGUCAAUGAGACAUUUAGGAGAUGUGGAGAGACUAAUAGGGGUGUCCAUGGCCCAAGAGGAGAGCGCUUCAUUGGCGCAAAUUCUGAAGACCAAGCAGCAGAAAUAUGAGAAUGACCUUUAUGAGCAGAAGAUUCAGGCAGAAAAAAAGGCUCUGGAGGCCCAGCUGCACCGGGAGGAAGACAGGCAGAGAACGGCCAGGGCUCAUGAAGAAUUGCUGGAAAAGUUAGUGCUUACUCAAAAAGAAACUGCAGAAGCAGCCCGUCACAUCAAGGAGUUGACAGAUCUGGCACGGUCUCAGAUUGAAGGUGCUCUAGCUGUCUCUGUUGUUGCUCCUGAGCAAUCUGUUCAAAGCAAGCAUCAGCGGGAGAAGAAGCAGAACAGGCCUGAUUCUGGCAGCUUCCAGAGAGAGUCGUCAAGUCGAAGCCCAAGUCACACCGAAUCACAACCCGUGCAAAGACCUAAUCUCAGUGGUGCAGACUCCAGCACCCUCAGUAGCCCCUCACGUACAUCAACAGACCUUAUAAAACCAGUAAACAAAGAGGAGGCUGAAUUGGAAUGGAAGAACGAUGAGAAGCAGGCAGAGCCGGAAGCAGGCUGCAGUUCAAUUGAUGAGGAAGGUCCUACAGCAGAUAAUGAAUCUGUCUGUAGCGAAAGCAUUCCCUCUCUAAUAGAUGACAAAGAGUAUUCUUUCAAGUUUGACACAUCCAGGACGGAGGAUGAAGCUGAGGAGCAUUCCUUCAACUCUCUACCGCCGUCUAAGGUGCACCGUCGGAGUUCUUUGGAGAAGAGGCCAGACAACUACAAGGAAUCAAAAGAUGAGACUUCAAACCACACCACAUCUGUCUCAGAGUCACAUAACAUCACAAAGUCUCAGAAUACAAGCAUGGCCUUUUCUGGUGGACAGGACAGCUUCUCCCGGUUCAAGAUGGACAUGGUGCGUCAAUAUGCAAAGGACGAAGACCUGAGGCUGCAGCAUCAGAACGCUUUGCUGCGUUUGCGACAGAAAGCUGUCAAGGAAAAGAUCAGAACCGAGCUUGCCUGGCUGGAGCACCAAAAGAAGCAGCUUAGGAACAAAGGCGAGGAUGACAAAUUGCCACCUAUCAGGAAGAAGCAGAAGGGUCUUUUGUUGAGACUCCAGGAGGAACAGGCUGAGAUCAAGCGCCUUCAGGAGGCUAACAAAGCAGCAAGAAAAAAAAAACAGCAAUUGUUGAAGCAACAGGAGGAGAUUGAGCAGAUGAGGAGCUCAACAUUGAGACUGAAAGAGCGUCUCAAGUCUGUUGGCUGUGAAGCACCGCCUGAAUCUCCGAUUUCAGAAGCUCCGCUGUCAGAGGCUGUGUCCUCCCACAUGAAGCAUGCUGAUGACAGCCGCACCCCAUCGCCUUCACCUUCUAUCUCUGGAAGUGAAACUAGCAGCAUCAUGCAGAAGCUCAAGAGGAUGCGCUCCCACAUGGAUGAAAAUCACUGUUCCCCUGUACAUUGCUUCUUCUCUGUGUUCACUUCCCAACACUGGGCUUCCCUUAGUGUCUGUCUUCCCAACCUUCAUCCUAAAUUCCAGCUAUUUGUCUCCAACCAGUUGGUCAGAUUCCUGACUAAGCGGGAACAGCAACUAAUGCACAGGCGUCACCAUGCCGAGGAGCUUCUGCAGUGGAAACAGCGUCUUGAUCAAGAGGAAGCAGAUGUUCUGAGGAUAGAGCAGGAGGCCCUGGCUGGUUGGACUGAGGGUUCAAAGAGUCACAGCAAGGAGAUAUCGGAAGUUAUCCCUGAGCCUAUUAAUCGUCAAAUCUCAGAGCGAAGAGCAAUCAGUGACAAAGAGUAUGUGACUGAAGACGAUUAUUCUUCAGCAACAUCGGAGUGCAGCAUACACACAGAAGGACACUCUCAGCAGCCGAGAAAUACAUCCUCUGCACAACCUGCAUCAGUUGCUGAAACGGUCUCCAACCUGAGCAGCCCUACAAAUUACACUGAGGACUUUGCUUCACUUACACUGAGCAAGCAGUCUUCUCCGGUCAAAGACAGCCGCAGCAGGGCUGCAGCUCCCUCCAAUAGCAGCAUGACAAGCAAGAUGCAGCUUCGCUCCUCCUUCCAAAUAUCAAAACAGGCCCCAAAUCAGCCGAGGGACACACCUGAACCGAUUUCAGAGCAGAGUGUCAUAAAGAGCCGUAUCAAGGCUCUGAAAGAAGAGCUGAGAAAACGAAAAUGUAUGGCCUAUCAGCUCAAAAGGGAGCAGAAGAUAAGAGAUAAGGAGCGCCUGAAGGCACAAGAGGCCAGCCUACUGAAACAACUGGAGAGUUAUGACAAUUACAUUGUAAAAACCAAGGCAGAACUGAACAAAGACUCUGAGCCAACUCCUGUUAGCAAGUCUGAGAAGAAAGACUCCUUAGAUACAAAUCAAUCCAGGCUCUUAUCACCUAUUCAAAGGUCUGAAACGGGUAAAAUACCGGCUGUAAAAGCACAAAUUAAUUCAUCACUCCACCGAGACAUCAACAGGUCUACCUCAGCAUCUGAAGAUCUCUCUGAUGAAGAUGCAUCUCCAACUUCUUUACAUGGCGGUCAAGAUUGCCUCACCUCAGAACUUAAGAGAUGUCAAUCACCAGACACUUCCUUAACAGCCUCUGCUGAACCUGAUGAGAUAAUUAGGUCUAAGAAUAACACUGUGGCUGAGUUACAGUCUCCUGCCACAGAUAUCAAAAUUUCAGAUCUUAAUGGCAACCCCUCAACCUGUGACCAUUCCUGUGGGUCUGAACUGGAUGUGCUCUCAGUGACGGAGAAACCUGUGAAGGAUGUAGAGCAGCUUUAUAAUUCCCAGACAGAAUACCAAGAUGACUUUGAGUCAUCAGGACCAUCAACGCCACAGAAGGAGCAACAUAUUUCAAAGCCGGUACCAGUUCACCAUACUGAAAUCAGGUCAGGUAGUCAAGAUGAAGAGAUAGAGGAGGACAUAGCAGAAGAACAAAGUCACUAUUCAAUUACUAGUGCUGCAAGCCAUGAAUCUGGUGGCCUGUUGGAUCUUCAUCUGCAAACUGAAGGUGACUUUAAAAAUGACGGUAACACCAUCGAUUCCAGCCUUCUGCAAGGCCCUUUGCCUCUGCCUGUAGAUGAAAUGCCUAAUUUCAAUAUCGGAGAUGGAGUUCUUGUAAACCACGUCCAACCUGGCUCUUUAAGAUUUAAAGGUUCAACCAGCCUUACAGGUGGCUUUUGGGAUGGUGUGGAACUUGACAUCUAUACAGAUGCAACAGGUCAGGAGGGUUCAUACGCAAAGGAUGUGUCAGCUCAGUGUGAGGUCGAGCAUAAAAGUAAUGAGGCUAUAUCUGAAAAUGUAAGAAGUCCGGAGAAAAGUGAAGAAUGGUCUUACGAUGUUUUUGGAGACCAAGUGUUAACCGAUGUAGCAGAGCAAAACUUCAAGAGCCAAGAACCACCAAAAACUGAAGCACACCUUGAUUCACAAGGUGACCACUCUGUACCACGAAAUGCUCAGGAGUCAACUGCCAUUGUGGAGAUUAAUGAUGUUCUAAACCAAUCCAUACUGAAAAGUCAAGAGAUAACUGGGACUGUUGAGAAGGAUGACAUUCUAAACAGAUCCUUGACACCAAAUAGUCAGGAGAUGGUUCUAGAUCAGUCUUUACUACAUAAUGAUCAGAAGAUUGGGACCGUAGUUGAUGAGGAACAUGUACACUCCAAAUACCAAUCAAUUUCUCCUGAGGUUUCAGAUGAAAUUAGGUAUGAGAAGGUGGAGCAAAGGCGUCUCAAAUCUCCGGACACAUUAGCAGACAAAUUACUAAGUAACGUUGUGAACGACGCCAUCCACCAUUUGGUCCAUCUCAAAAGGGUUAAAGAACAGAAAAUCGAAGCUUCCAACAAGAUCGAAGGAGGCCUCUUUGAGCUGGAUGAAGGGCGUAUUUAUUCAUUGGAACAUCAAGAUGGUCUAUCUUCUUUUUUAACUGAAGAGGAGCCAUCUUCUCCAGAGUUGUUUAACCGACCGGAGAGUCCGAUUUUGGGGGCUAGUGGACAAGAAGAGCUUGCCAAACGACUUGCAGAGCUAGAACUUAACCGCGAUCUGCUGGAGGACCUCGGAGACGAUCAGGACUGGUUUGAUGAGGACUUUGGCCUCAGCUCACGUCGGGAACAACAGAGACGCCAACAGACACAGAGAGAAGAAACAAAACAUGGAGCAGAACUGAGAAGCUCUGGUUCCUUAACCGAAGAUCCACUGAGUGGGCUGGUCCCAGAUGGGGACCAGUCUGUGAAGACUCCACCAAGACCUACUCUUCCUCUCCCCAUGCCACCGAAACUGCCAGAACAACCUGCCAUGGUGGUGCCCCACUCAGCCGUAGAAGUCGAGAAAAUGGUCCAUGUUGCCAUUCAGGAGAUGUGGGAGAGCUGUGGCCUUUCAAAGGAAGGAAGACGUUUGCUUUCAGGCAUGAACUGCCCCAAACCUUCACAAGUAUAUUUUGCUGUUGAGAGCAGUUCCACAAACCAGGAGGCACUCUGCAUCCGCAGCUACAAAAAGGCUGUGUAUGAUCUAACAUGGGAGAUACUCCAGGAAAUUUAUGCUGAAGACCCCAGUGCUAAUCAUCCUAAAUGGGUAAAACCACAGCGAGUCAGGUCGGCCUUUCACCACAAAGUCCAGACACCAGAAGACAUGACAAAAAUUCAGGAAUUUGUCACCGAAGAAGUUCUAAAACUUUACGGUUUGGCCAAGAAUAUAGGUAAAAAGUCAGACUGGCAGAAGAUGCUGAAAUUUGGCCGAAAGAAGCGCGACAGAGUUGAUCAAAUACUGGUACAGGAGCUCCACGAGGAAGAGGCUCAAUGGGUGUGCUACGAAGAAGAUGAGCUGUCUGUCAAGAUGCAACUGGCUGACAGCAUCUUUGAUGUGUUGCUGAAGGACACAGUCAACAUGCUGAGUCUUCUAACCAAGAGGGCCACCAUUCAUUAAUGGUUGAAUGUAAUCCACUAUGAAUUGACUAGUACCGGUACAUGGGUUUGGAAUUUUUGCAUAGAGGUAUAAAGGUCAGUGGCACAUUUUGGCUUAAAUAAGUGAUGUCAUUUGUAGCCUUUUUACUAAAAUGUAUAAUGUAGGGGCCUUAAUCACAUCCUACUGUCAAUUGUCUUUUUUAUUUGUUUUCCUUUGAUCUCAUCCUCCUUGCUUUCUUUUUCCAUAUUGUGUCCAAGUAAUUAAAAUGUGUCACUGAUUUUGAACAUUCAAAUUGCAAUCAAUUUGGACAUCAUAGAGAUAAGAUAUUGUGUAAAACCUCUUAAAUAUGUUUAUUUAUUGUGCAGAAAAGAGAAUGCUGGAUUUGUAUAUUAUGUCAGAUUUAUAAAAGAGUUUUAUUGUUAUUCAAAGUAAAUCUAUAGUGAUCCAAUUGUAAAAGCACAAGAAAUGUGAGCGUGGCAAUAUUAUGUCAGAGAUUUAAAAUAGAGAAAGUAGUAUUUAAAAGUCACCUUCAUGAUAAGUGUGUCUGUCCCACAUCUGUGCUGUAAUGUUAGCACUAACUUCACAAAGUUAAAUACUACUGAUUCUUGUUUGAAUUAUAACUUAUGGGGUUCUAUUAGAAACAUAUUUUGGUUGAUUCAAAGAUAUUUGCAAUUCGAUGUGGGGCUUUAGGAUGACAAUACACUACAUAUUAGCAUACAGUGUGCAAGUGGGACAAAGAAAGGAAUAUUAGACUUUUUGCAUGGUCCUGAAAUGCUGGAUUUGAGCCUUUUUACACACAUUUGAGUUAGUCCAGUAUCUCUUACACCUUCUGCUCAGCCUCAGUGCAGCCCUUAUGUUGAUUUUGCAAACCAUAAGCAAGGUCAAAACCAGCUGCCAGUACUUUGCCAGGUGACAAACUUCAACCAUCAUUUAAAGUGCCUCUUUACAUCGUGGUAGACCAUGUUUAUUAGCUUAUCUUUUGGACGGUCUGUUUCUUUUUUUUUAAAUUAUUGUACACCUGUCUUCUUUUACCGGUCUGCUGGAAAAUAAUUACAUGACUUCAGUUUGGGCCUUAACUCACUUGUUAAUGUCAAGGUUUUAACUUGUUCAUGUUUUUGUCAAAGCCUGAUGUCAAAGACACAGUUGAUUGGUUUUAGAUACUCAGUUCAUUUCCAUUAUCACACUGGCUUCUAUUGUGGUCCUCCUAAAUCUUGCUAUGGGAAAGCCAGCUUUCUUCCUUUCAGACUUUUUUUUUAAAGCUAAAGUGACCUUAACUUUAACCCAUUUUAACCCUCACUUGUUAGAUAAUGUACCAAAAUAUGUGAUGCCAAGCUCACCCCUCUUAGAGUGAAAUUCUUCUAUAAUUGAUUGUAAAUUGGAGAAAUGAACACUCCGUUGUAACUAUGCAGUGCUUUAUGUAGUUGGCUAAACACCUUUUUACACCUCAAAUGUGUCCAUAGAAGAGCCCUUUCUUCUCUGGAAUGGGAGAUGAAGCAACUUUGUCAUUUGAUCCCAGUAGAAAAAUAAGAAUAGAUGUAAUAAAUAAACCUCAUCCUACUAAUCCUCCUCCCUUUUUAAUUGUUUGAAAUGUUAAUUAAUAUUUAUAAUAAUGUGCUGUGAGUGCACCAAGUGCACUUUGCUUGUACAAUACUUCUAUUGUUGUAAAUAUACUGAACUAUUGUAGCCAAUCUGACCUGCUCUUAAAGUCACCUCAGUGACCGUUGAAAUAUGGAACGGUUUACUUUGCAAACUUGUACAUAUUUGUAGACUUUGGUACUGUAAAUAAAGCUUUGUUUGUAAAGGAAA
This is a messenger RNA of Nerophis ophidion (straightnose pipefish), 10818 nucleotides long. It is a transcript of the gene cep350, whose product is annotated as centrosomal protein 350. Gene Ontology annotation, molecular function: microtubule binding. Gene Ontology annotation, biological process: microtubule anchoring. The transcript is spliced from 37 exons. Gene Ontology annotation, cellular component: centrosome. Lineage: Eukaryota; Metazoa; Chordata; Actinopteri; Syngnathiformes; Syngnathidae. The coding region runs from base 376 to 9033 and encodes 2885 amino acids. The record is from RefSeq and is a predicted model, not a curated record.